AUGGGGUCUCUUCCUAUCACCGGUAAACCAUUCUUCACCCAGCUCCAUUGCUUUUCAUCAAACAGAACCAUUUCUCUGAAUCAGAGACUCAAGGUCUCCGCCUCACGAUCACGAGAAGGAGACGAAGAACCCCCUAAGCUCGACAGCUACGACCUCAUGGAACUCAAGUUCGGUCGCUUACUCGGAGAGGACCCCAAACUCACCCUUGCCAAGAUAAUGGGAAGAAAGGCUAACCCUGAUGCUUCUUAUCUUGACAUUGAGAAAGCCUUUUAUAAGAGGCGUGGUAAAGUUGUGGAAGUGGAGGAAGUUCCCUUUGAAGGAGGGAAGCCAUCAAGGAAAUUGGAUGACCUUGGUUUGGUGCGUCCUGUUCCUGUUAAGGGGUUCCAAUUCAAAUCUGAUGAUAAAAAACCUGCAUUGGAGAUUAAGAAACCCGUCAGACCCGAAUAUACCAAAGGGAGUGCUGGGAAAAGCAGUGUUCCCAAUGUUAUUCUCCGAAAGCCGACCGUGUUUAAGGAGGAUGGCGAUGAGGGCACGCUGUCGGGGUUGAGAAUGAGGCCCAACCUGUCGCUGAAAAUGGGGGAUGAGCAAGUUAAGGAGAAGUUUAGUGACAUGACACUGUUGAGGAAGCCUGGGCCAAUGGUUCCCAAGAAUACCGAUGCCAUCCGAGAGCCUACUUCUAGUGUGGAUGACCAGGGGAAGGAUGAUGGUGAGUUGGAGAUGUGGAAUGAAGAGCCAGGUGGUGAAAUUGGUGGCUUUACAUUGUUGGAACGCCCGCACAAACCAACUGCGGAAAAAGAAGAAGAGAAGUUUCGAGAAGUGAAGGCCGUGGUACCAAAUGAUGAACUGGAGCAACAUGAGCAGAGAGAGCUGGAGUUCCAUGAGGAGCCUACUGAUUUGAGUCAAUUGUCUGAUUUAAAGUCAGUUGAUUCUAGUGUGGAGUUGUCUGUGGAAGCUUCGUUACAGGCAAAGCCAAAAAGAUUAGAUCAAUUUGUGAAACAAACCUCGAAAUUUGUUGGAGAAGAGGAUGCUUCCCUUAAUCUUGGAGAUAACACAAGCAAUGACAGCUUAGCGAAUGUUGCUGAUGAGUCAGAUUUCCAGGAAGGCGAAGAUGCUGAUUGGACCAGGGCAGAAGAUUUGAUUAAGACCAGAGAUAGAGAAUAUGUGGAACUAGUUAGCUGCAAUACCAAAGGUUUCAUUGUUUCUUUUGGUUCCUUGGUAGGAUUUCUGCCAUACCGUAAUCUUGCUUCCAAGUGGAAGUUCUUAGCUUUUGAGUCAUGGUUAAAACAGAAGGGCUUGGAUCCAUCAAAGUACAAGCAAAACUCAGGCACUAUUACAAGUUUUGAUGCUGAAAAUAAGAAUUUUUCUCCUGAUUCUCCUUCAUAUAGGGAGACUGAUGGUAAAGUUGAAGACAAAGUUUCACCAGAUAUGAAAUUGGAAGAUCUUCUAAGGAUUUAUGACCAAGAGAAAAUCAAGUUCUUAUCAUCAUUUAUUGGGCAGGUUUGGUAUUCAAAACAUAAAUGCACUGCCCAAAUAUAUUACUGA
Molecule: messenger RNA, 1542 nt
Organism: Cajanus cajan (pigeon pea)
Lineage: Eukaryota; Viridiplantae; Streptophyta; Magnoliopsida; Fabales; Fabaceae
Source: RefSeq, a predicted model, not a curated record